Molecule: messenger RNA, 1913 nt
Organism: Dunckerocampus dactyliophorus (ringed pipefish)
Lineage: Eukaryota; Metazoa; Chordata; Actinopteri; Syngnathiformes; Syngnathidae
Gene: pla2g3
Product: phospholipase A2 group III
Exons: 7
Coding region: 1-1392 (463 amino acids)
Biological process (GO): phospholipid metabolic process; arachidonate secretion
Molecular function (GO): A2-type glycerophospholipase activity
Source: RefSeq, a predicted model, not a curated record
AUGACCCGCGCGAUUGCCCUGCUCGUACUCACGUCGUCUCUCCUGAGAUGGACUAUGGCGGGAGAAUCCAGGUCUCCGUGCGCGCGGGCAACACUCCUACCUGGCGGGGGCGUUCACGUCACGUUCGUGUCCUCUGCGCCCGCCCCCGCGCGCCUCUACCACAGCGCGUGGUCGCGGGAGCGCGCGCUGCUCGCCUGCGCGUGGACAGACGGCGCGGAGGCGGUGCGCGAGCACGUUUCCGCGUGCGAGCGGGAGCGCCACCAGCUUCUUCGUCCUCCUCCCCGCGCGCUUGUCGAGGCCGUGCUCUCACGCGCUGAUGCGUGCGUGUCUCCACGGGUCUCGAGGUGGUCGCCGGAGGUGAAAGGUCACCAGCGUGUCAAGAGGGGCUUCAUCGUUCCGGGAACUCUUUGGUGUGGAUCAGGAAACAAGGCGCCCUCUUAUGACGACUUAGGUGUCUUUUCGGACACGGACAGCUGCUGCCGUGAGCACGACCAAUGCAAGCACACCAUCCUGUCCUUUCACUCCCAGUUUGGCGUCUUCAACUCCAACAUCUUCACCAUGUCCCACUGCGACUGCGACAGCAAGUUCCGCCACUGCCUGCAGGAGGCCAAGGACGGCAUGGCUGACGUGGUUGGCUACACCUUCUUCAACCUGCUCAGCAUGCACUGCUUCUCCUUGUCUCACAGGCUGCAGUGUGCACAGAGGAACUGGUUUGGAAUGUGCAAGGAAAGCAAAAUGGCGUUGUACGCCGAGGUCCACCCACCCACGCUCUACCAGUCGACCAGCGCAACAGCACCGAGCGUCAACAUCUCUAACGUGUCCUUACUCAUGGAGGACAUGCCCUCAGCCAUGAUGUCACUCACCACGCCCCCCUCAGCUUCGCGUUUGCCGGCUGUAUCGUUCCCCGCGCCAGACAACACCAGCAGGCGGCAAGCGGACCUCCUCGGCCAGAACGGGUCCUGCAGCGCCUUCAAGAUCCUGGAUGAGUGCAGGGAGAAAAUCCCGCCCAAGAUGACGAGGUUUGGACUCUUCAACUCCGAGUCCAAGACCGUGUACCACUGCAGCUGCACCAGCAGAACCUUCCACACCUUGACUCAGCAGCACCAGCCACUGACCCCGGUGCAGAACAUCUUGCUGGACCUCAUGUCCCAAUCGUGCUUCCUGCAGAAGAACUGCACACGAGACCAAACCAGCUGCGGGUCACCUGCAGUCUUGCUGGAAGCAGAACUUCCCAGGCUGCGAUCCAGCGCAGAUGCGGAGGAGCAGCGCCGCCUAGAGGCCGUGCUUGAGAAGGUCAGGAGGUCUAGGAGAAGACAAGGCGAGGUCAAAGUUCACAAAGUUUGCGUGAGGAUGCUGAGGCACAGAGUCAACACGGCAGGAACUCACACAUGAAGGAAGGACACAUUUUAUGAUAUUUAUUUUAUUCAUAAUAAAGAUUAAAGCUCAGAAACAUCGACUACAUAAACAUUUUGAUGUGGUUCUGCAUGAAUUCACGUGCUUUGAUAGUAUUGUUAGAGUAAAUGAAUUGUUGUUUAUGUAAAUAUUUGUACAUAAGCACAUUUUUUUGUUUCCAGGAAUGACAUGGCAGAGUGAGUUGAAUUUUUUUGAUACGACAUGAUUUGUGUAUGCAAAUGAAAAAUGACAAAUCAGAUCAAUAAAUUGCCUACUUGUCCUGACAAAAAAAUGUUGUAGUGGUGUUAUUACACAUGAUAAUAAUAUUAACAUUGAUAAUAAAUUAAUAAUACAUUAUUUUAUUAAUUAGUACAUUAAUACAUUUAUAUAUUAUGGUGUGACAGUUCGUGCUUCUGUAUCAAACCGUUCAUUGAUAAUAAAUGAAUUAAAAUAAUUUUUGCGUUAAUUUUUUAUAAUCUGUGUGGACGAUGCCGCCAUCUGUUGGACACUAAAAAGAAUGC